AUGUCUGCGCCAGCUCAAGCACCCAAGAUCCGCCGCAUUGGCCCAUUGCCCACGGAAGAGGCGAAAUGGACGGAGCUUCGUAAGAUCGAAUGGACCGACCAGGAGGGCAAAGACCGCGUGUGGGAGGCAGCAGCGCGCAAGACACGCGGCAAAGGAGGAAUCGACGCCGUCGCCAUCACACCAAUUCUCCGUCACCCCAAUAAGCCGCCAUCAACAAUGAUCAUCCUUCAGUACCGGCCACCAGUCGAGGCAAUCUGUGUCGAAUUCCCAGCUGGACUCAUCGACGAAGGCGAGACUCCAGAGCAGGCCGCCGUGCGUGAGCUCAAAGAGGAGACAGGUUACGAGGGCAAGGUGUGUGAACAUAGCCCAACGAUCAGCUGUCAGCCCGGAAUGACCAAUGCUUCAAUACAGAUGGUCAUCAUCGAGGUGAAUCUGAAGGAAGGAGACGAGGAACCGGAGCAGCAUCUGGACGCCGGCGAGCAUAUCGAGAGGGUCAUUGUACCUCUGGACCAGCUUUACGACAAGCUGAAAGCGUACUCGAAAGAGGAGGGCAAGAUUGUGGAUGCUCGACUUUUCCAUUGGGCGCAUGGCUUGCACUGGAGUACUCGUCUCAACC
Zymoseptoria tritici IPO323 is the source of this 616-nucleotide messenger RNA. RefSeq lists its product as uncharacterized. NCBI's taxonomy places the organism in Eukaryota, Fungi, Ascomycota, Dothideomycetes, Mycosphaerellales, Mycosphaerellaceae. Gene Ontology annotation, cellular component: nucleus. The transcript is spliced from 4 exons. Gene Ontology annotation, molecular function: ADP-ribose diphosphatase activity. The record is from RefSeq and is a predicted model, not a curated record. The annotation marks the transcript as partial. Gene Ontology annotation, biological process: nucleoside phosphate metabolic process; ribose phosphate metabolic process.